Messenger RNA from Phytophthora sojae, 1431 nucleotides. RefSeq lists its product as hypothetical. The record is from RefSeq and is a predicted model, not a curated record. Lineage: Eukaryota; Oomycota; Peronosporomycetes; Peronosporales; Peronosporaceae. The transcript has 5 exons. Gene Ontology annotation, molecular function: CoA-ligase activity. Bases 1 to 1431 code for a protein of 476 amino acids.
AUGAUCUUCCGGUCCAAGUGCCCGACGCUGUCAAUUCCAGAGAACGCCUGCAUCUGGAACGUCGUGGAGGAGCACGCGCGGGAUAUUGGCGACCGGCCGGCGUUCAUCUGCGGACUGACGGAGAGGACGCUCACGUUCGCGGGGCUUCUUCGACAGGCCAAGCAAGUGUGCGCGGGUCUUGUGGCCAACGGGAGCAAGAAGGGCGAUGUUGUGACGCUGCACUCGUUUAACUGCGUCGAGUACCCGGUCAUCUUCUUGGCGCUUACACGUCUUGGGGUUGUGUGCUCCACCGCGUCGCCACUUUUCAACGAGGAGGAACUAGCUGAUCAACUCAAGCACUCGGAGUCUGCUGCGAUCAUCACCCACUCCAAGAUGGUCGACACUGCAGUCAAGGCUGCGUCGCUCGGUGGCAUCGAGCUGAACCGUGUGUACACCAUCGGUCACGCCGACAUCUCCGCCUCACUGAUGCCCAUCGAGGACAUGCUGGCCAAGGACGUCCCCUUCCCGAACCUCCCUCCUGUCGACCCGGACGCUAUCGUCGCUAUGCCCUUCUCGAGUGGCACCACUGCUCGACCGAAGGGCGUUCUUCUAUCGGGUCGCGCUCUCUUCUCCGGUGCCAUGAUGGCCAGCCACUCCGAGAAGGAUAUGGAGUACUCCAUGACGGUGCUGCCCUUCUUCCACAUCAUGUCCACUCUGCUGUUCCACAUGGCCUUCUACCGAGGCUGGGGGACGAUCAUCCUACCCAAGUUCCUUCCGGACGAAUACCUCAGCGCAAUCACCAAGUUCAAGGUCUGGAACGUGUACGUGGCGCCUCCGAUCGUCCAGUUCUUCGCCAAGCACCCGCUCGUGGACAAGUACGACCUGUCUUCUCUCAAGUACAUCGGAGCGGGGGGAGCUCCGAUGGGCACCGAGGUGGAGGAGGCCGUGUUCAAGCGCAUUGGCGUCAAGCUGCUCAUCCACACGCCGGCUAUGAUGGACGGGUACUACAAGAACCCAGAGGAGACGGACAAGUCGAUCACGGAGGACGGCUUCGUGCACACGGGCGAUGUUGGCUACAUCGACGAAGAUGGCUUCAUCUUCAUCGUGGAUCCAGUCAAGGAGAUGACCAAGUACAAGGGGCAUCAGGUUGCCCCCGCAGAGCUCGAGGACGUGCUGCACGGCCACCCAGCAGUCGUGGACUCGUGCUGUGUGCGUGGCAAGGACUUGCAGUCUGGCGAGGAGAUCCCCAAAGCUUUCGUGGUGCUCCGCGAAGGCGCUUCAGCUUCGCCUGAAGAGAUCAUGGACUUUGUUGGCGACAAGGUUGCGCCGUACAAGCGCGUCCGCCAGGUCGAGUUUGUGGACGCGAUCCCCAAGACCAUGUCAGGCAAGAUUCUGCGUCGUCAACUUCAACUGCGUGAGGAUUCGAGGAUCAAGGCUGCGAGUGCUCCCUAA